AAGCUAUUGUCGCGUCACGUGGGUCUGUGUCGAAGAUGGCGGCUGCCGGCGGACUGGGGAGUCGUAGCGCAGCAGUUCAGACGGGCCAGAUAAUGGACACGGGGAGUGGCGGCGCCACCGAGGAGCUGCCGGGGGGCUGCUCAGACACCGUGUUACCGGGGUUCAGGGAUGCCGACUCCUUCGUCAAGCAUGCACUUGGCACUGUGGUGGCUGCUACUAAGGCAUCUAAUGGGCUCCCUCAGCCUGGAGAUGAAUAUGACUUCUAUCGCAGUUUUCCUGGAUUCCGGGCAUACUGUGAAACGCAAGGUGACAGGCUGCUUCACUGUAUGAGCAAGGUGAUGCAGUAUCAUGGCUGUCGCAGUCACAUCAAGGAUCGCAGCAAAGCAACAGAGCUGGAAGAUAAAUUUGAUUUGCUGGUUGACUCCAAUGAUGUCAUUCUUGAAAGAGUGGGUAUUUUACUGGAUGAAGCAGCAGGAGUGAACAAGAACCAGCAGCCUAUCCUCCCUGCAGGGAUGCAGCUCCCAAAGACAAUUGUUUCCAGCUGGAACCGUAAGAGUGGAGAAUCCCACAGAACAAAGUCUGAAACCUUCCGAUUGCUACAUGCCAAGAAUAUCACUCGACCACAGCUCAAAUUUCGAGAGAAGAUUGACAAUUCCAACACUCCCUUUGUACCUAAGCUUUUUGUCAAACCCAACGCUCUGAAACCGCUGCCUGAAGCACUCGCAAAAAGCAGGCGGGAGCGAAAGGAGCGUCCUGAGGACUUGGAUGUACCGGCUGCUCUAGCCGAUUUCCUCCAUCAACAGAGAACUCAGCAGACUGAACAAGACAUGUUUGCUCAUCCUUACCAGUAUGAACUGGAGCACUUUGUUCCACCAGAUGAAGCUCUCGAGAAACCACAACUCCAGAUGUACAGGCCUGUUGAGGACACACCCUGCCAUUUUAUCUCCACCCUGGAUGAGUUGGUAGAACUGAACGAAAAGCUUGUAAGCUGCAAAGAAUUUGCUGUGGAUUUGGAGCACCAUUCCUAUAGGAGUUUCCUGGGCUUGACAUGUCUGAUGCAGAUUUCCACCCGGAUGGAAGAUUUCAUUAUUGACACUCUGGAGCUACGUAGUGACAUGUAUAUUUUGAAUGAGGCCUUCACGGACCCUGCUAUUGUGAAGGUCCUUCAUGGUGCCGACUCAGAUGUGGAGUGGCUACAGAAAGAUUUCGGUCUGUACUUAGUGAACAUGUUUGAUACUCACCAGGCUGCCCGUCUCCUCAACCUUGGCAGGCACUCCCUGGACCACCUGCUAAAACUCUAUUGCCAUGUGGAAACUGACAAGCGGUAUCAGCUGGCUGACUGGAGGAUUCGCCCUUUGCCAGAGGAAAUGAUCCAGUACGCCCGAGACGACACUCACUACCUGCUCUACAUUUAUGAUAAAGUGAGAGAGGCACUAUGGGAGAGAGGAAAUGGACAGCCCACUCAGCUGCAGGUGGUGUGGCAGCGCAGCAAGGACAUCUGCCUGAAGAAAUACAUCAAACCCAUCUUCUCAGAGGACACCUAUCUUGAGCUCUACAGGAGGCAGAAAAAGCAUCUCAACACGCAGCAGCUAACAGCUUUUAAAUUGCUAUUUGCCUGGAGGGACAAGAUGGCACGCCAAGAGGAUGAGAGUACAGGGUAUGUGCUACCAAACCAUAUGCUACUGAAGAUAGCAGAGGAGCUGCCCAAAGAACCCCAGGGCAUCAUUGCUUGCUGCAACCCGAUCCCACCACUAGUCCGCCAACAGAUCAACGAAAUGCAUCUCCUCAUCCAACAGGCCCGAGAGAUGCCUCUGCUCAAGUCUGAAACUGCAACAGCGGUGAAGAAGAAAGGGUCUCUACCCAACCCAGAGAAGCUGGAGAAUCAUUUGUUUGGACCUCAUGACAAUUCACGCGUUCCUCUGGAUGAUAUUCAGAACCUCUCAGUCUUAGAACCUGCACCAGUUCUGGAAUGCGGGAGCCUCUUUUCGGACAGCGAGGGGGAGAUGGACGGCACAAGGAUAUUACCCAAUUCCACAUGUCUUGUUGCUACAGCCACUAUCAGUAUAUUCAGUGAGCCUGAUGUGGAUGAAGGGAAUGAGAAGAACUUAACAGUUGCACAGCAGAAGGCUCAGCGCAUAAUGGAGUCCUUUGAAAAUCCGUUUAGAAUGUAUCUGCCCUCAGAACAGAAUCCUGCCCACAUCUCACAAUCAGCAAAGUUUGACCCAUCAUCAAAAAUUUAUGAAAUCAGCAAUCGGUGGAAGUUGAUGAGUCAGGCACAACUGCAGAAAGAGGCAAAGGAAGAAGCCAAAAAGAAAGCAGUACAGCAGAGAGCCGCUCGUGAACAGGUGCAGAAGGAGUGCAAAGCAACAGCAGAGAAUAUUGUCUCAGUCCGUCAGCAAGCUGUGCAGGAACAGGCCAGCAAGAAGAGGGAGAGAAUCACCAGUGAACCAGGAACCGAGACACCAAAACAAGAGAAGAAACGGCCAAAAGCCUCCCAGCAGCCAGAGGAGCAGGAAAUGCCAAAGCAGUUCACCCCCUUUGAUUACAGCAAGUCUAACUUCAAGGUGUUCGCUGGAAACAGCAAAUCCAAGCAGUCAUCCCAGUUUGAUCCAGCCAAGCAGGCCCACACAGGCAAGAAAUUCUCUGGAGCCAACAAACUUCAGCACCCAGCUGGAAAUAAAAGCAUGUCCUACCUGGCUGGGAAAAGUGAUCGGGGCUCCAGGCACAGCUGGCCAAAAAGAUAGUGUUUUGUAAGAGAUCCUGUGGGAACUGCCAAUGAAGAAAAGUUUCUGUUGUCAAGCUAUGGAGAGGCAAAUAUCAAUCACUGCUGCAAUUUUUGUACAGAAAUCUUUUUAAAAUAAUUAAAACGCUUUUUCCAAAGGGGAAAACCAAUUUUAAUUGUUUUGUCUUUGGCCUUUAUUAUAUUUACAUUUUCAAAAGUGGUUGGAAAAUGUAUUUGGUGUCUGGCUGAACCCUGUUGCCACCUUCUGCUGUCUGGAAGAGCAGAAUUCGACAUGUCAGUUGGAUGUGGGAUUAACCUGGUUCGUAUUGCCAAAGCCAGCACAGAAAUAAUCAAGAAAUUCAACAAAUAUGCAAAUAUUUGUGACUUGAACUAGAUAUAGGGGAACAAAUCCUAUACAAAUAUAACAGCAAAGGAACUAGAGCCAGACUGUCCCUAUGAUGCCAAACUGCCUGUUUAUUCUGCAAGCCACAGUAAUGUAGAAAAUGCAUUUGCUUCCCAAGCAGUAAUAAUUUCAGUGCUUAGAAGAGAAGAGCGCAGGUACUUCUGAAUUGAAUGAAAACCAACAAUUACUGCUUUGCUUGACUGUUACAGAAAUGAACACAGGGACUGAAAGCCAUGUAAAUAGGUUGAAGGUUAAAACACAACUGGAGAAGACUGAAGGGAUCUAUUUGACAUUGCUCACUCCUGUGCUACUCUGUAUUUGAAUGUCUAAGAAUCUCAAAGCUUGUUCCACGUGUUGAAAAAUGAAGGCUUAUUAAUGCCCCUGUGAGGCAGGUAAGUAGUAUCCCCAUUUUACAGCUGAAGAAGCACCAAAUUGAAGUGACUUGGCAAAGUCAUACACUGAGUUAGUGGCAGAGCAGAUACUAGAACUCUGGACUCCUGGUUGUCUGCUCUGACCCCUGGGUGCUGCUCCCUUUCCUAUUGUCCUUGUCCUUUUUUUCUCAGACCUGCAUCACUGCGUAAUGCUGCUCUGUUUUUUAAUCUUCCUGUUUGAGCCUGAUCUCUAAGUGUUAAUCUAGGCCUGGUGACAAGCAGCAGGUGAGCGAAUGCAAAAAGGUCCUUUCUGUUUUCAGAGGCUUCCAAUCUGAGGACUUUAUUUCACACAAAAAUUAGCGAUGUGCAUGGUGGGUUUUGUUCGUUUAGGAGUUUUGCCAUGAAUAGUGUCAGGCAAAUUACAUUAAGAAUGGCAGAGCUGGGUCCAUUCCUGCUCAUGAAAGCCAUUUGCACAGCUGAAUAUGACACCUGCAGAAUGUCUUUGAAGGGGUGCAAUUGAACAGCAGUUUUCUUUGUGAACAUGUGCCAUUCCACAGCCCACUCCACAUUUGCUGCCAAUUGCAAUUCCCUUUCAGCUUUGCCACCUCUGCUACUUUUUUAAUGGAUGUAUCAGUGAAUCUAUUGAAAGACCUAUUGACUGUGGGGAUUAAAAUAAUCUUCUGGUUUCUAUAGGCUCCUUUUCCUCAUUUUAGACGUAUGUGCAAUUAACAUUUUCAAAGGUUGGGCUUAAAUUUCAUCUUUUUUUUUUUUCCCCAUUUUGAAUUGAGGUUUGUCAGGUUUUAAAAAUUCCCUUAAUGAAUAUGACUGGCAAAUUUAUGCAUGUUUUAUCCACGUAAGUGAGAUUAUAGCUAUAAUUCAGAUGCAGUCCUCAUGCUGCACUUUUAUGUUGCAGGGAUAUUUUUUUUCAACCAACAGCCAAGGAACUCUUUUUUUGCUUAAAAAUAAUUUUUGAUCACGUCUUAGGGAAAAAACCCACAAGAAUUAUACUAAGGUCUGCUCUUGAAAAGAUGUGCCAUGUGUCUUGUACUAUUUCUGGAUGUAUCCCCAGGCAUAAUAAUAUACUCCCAUAGCAUCUAAUCAUUUUUUAAAAAUCCAGCUCAGAUUUUUCAAAAGUGACCAGUGAUUUUGGGUUGCCUCAGUUCUUGGGGGUCACACCUCCACGGACCCAAUUUUCAGAGGGCAGGUGCUGAGCGCUUUCUGAAACUCAGCCCCCUUUCAGAUGUGUGUAGAUGGACACCCAAAAUCACUUGUCAUUUAUUAGUAUCUUAAUCCAUAUGUUAAUUACUGUACAGUAAUGGACCUAUAUAAAAGUGUAAUGCUUGGCUGCUUAGAAGUUACUUGGUACUUUUGUAAAGAGAACAGACAUCCUUUAAUGUACAUGUGGUUGGCUCCUUUUAUAAAUCUGCACCUCAGAUCUGUAAUAUGCCCAUCAUUUUUCAUAUUGAAUUAUUUUAGUAAAGCAACUUACAAUCAUAUCUAAUUGCUUUACAGAAAGCACUAGAAAAUAAACAUACACCAGUAACUUUAAAUAUUAUUGUAUGGAAGUGGUGUUUGCAUUGUCCCUUAGUGGUUUUGCCCUCAGGUAUAGUAUUCUUGAUAAAGAAUCUGAUUCUGCAAUCCUUCUCAUGUUGAAUAGCACUUACAUGAGUAGACUUUUUUUUUUAUAGGACUGCUCACAGGAAUAAGUACUACUCAGUGUAAGUAACAGUUGAAGAACUGAGUCCUCUAUGUUAAAGUAUUUGUAGGGGAGGCAUUCUAGAUAUCAUGUAUACAUCAAAAGUUCUUUCAACAUCAGUUCUAAUCUUAGUGUGGAUUGUACAGUUGAACGUAACAGUGCCCUGAGCUCUCAAACUAACCACAUAGCAAGAUGUUAAACACCUUGGAGUUAUUCUUGCCUUGCAGUUAGUUAAAUAUUUUAAGCAGCGAUGUUGUAGUCCCCGUCCUAUUUUCACACAUGCCUCAGAGAAAGUAGAGAGAUCAGUGAUGUGUUAGUGGAUAUGAACAGAACACCUACAGACUGCUGAGAGCCUAUUUAAGUAGCCAGAUUGGAUUGUGGAGCUUUCAUGUUCAUCGCAUGGCUCUAAUCAGUGGGGAAUAUAGAGUGGGUUAUACUCACUUUUGCAAUUGAUGGUAUUUAUCCAUUCUUCUAAAGAUGUAAUAUACCUCAUUUCAUCUUGACUCUUAAGUAAUACAUCCCUAUGCCUCUGAAAGGCCAGUGGCCAAAGAUGAGCAAUAGUCAGACCUGAACUGUCUUAGGUUUAAGUUCCACUCUAUUCCAGUAUCCUGCAGGGCUACAAUGGGAACUCUACACCAUUAGGAAAGGGAGAAUGCUUAUUCCCAGUGGAAUCUAGUAAAAGCUUCCAUUCUUGCCAAGAGAUACUGGCUUUUAAAAUCAUGACAUUUUAGAUCUAGAAAAGUUUAUUGGAAAGGGAGUUUUAUUUUUUCCUCCUGCCUGCUACAUAGAUGCACUCCUGUGGAACCAAGUGCCUUCUUUCACAGAUGCUAGGAGAAAGAAAAGGUCCCACUAAUCUUUUUAAAACUACAACAACAUUCCUAAAAUCGUAUAUCUGUGCCACAUGGGCCAUGUACAGACUAUGAAAAGUUGUGCCGGGAUAGGAUUUUAUCAGCUCUUACUUUGGGUUACUUUGUAUAAAUCUCUUGUCUUCUAAAAUGCAACCACCCCAGACUCACUGAUAUUUCUGUUGUACACCUAAAUAUGUUAAUAUCUCUGUAUACAAUAGUGUAAGCCAGUAUUUGUGAAUAUUUUACACGUUUGGUAUACAGUGCUAAAAAUCAAUAAAAAUGAAAGACAAAUGA
Molecule: messenger RNA, 6334 nt
Organism: Chrysemys picta bellii (western painted turtle)
Lineage: Eukaryota; Metazoa; Chordata; Testudines; Emydidae
Gene: EXOSC10
Product: exosome component 10
Biological process (GO): nuclear polyadenylation-dependent CUT catabolic process; TRAMP-dependent tRNA surveillance pathway; nuclear polyadenylation-dependent snRNA catabolic process
Cellular component (GO): nucleolus; nuclear exosome (RNase complex)
Molecular function (GO): single-stranded RNA binding; 3'-5'-RNA exonuclease activity; nucleotide binding
Source: RefSeq, a predicted model, not a curated record